Molecule: messenger RNA, 1030 nt
Organism: Arachis duranensis
Lineage: Eukaryota; Viridiplantae; Streptophyta; Magnoliopsida; Fabales; Fabaceae
Exons: 9
Coding region: 123-737 (204 amino acids)
Source: RefSeq, a predicted model, not a curated record
UGAUAUGGCUCUUUGUGUCGCAUGGGUACGCGAAUUUAGCUGAACUAAACUCAAAUCGAAAAGAAAAGAAUCAAAAUUUGCUGCGUUCAUUUCUUAUUUGAACUCGAAUAGGAAGAACAACGAUGGCGUGCUUACAUGAUCACAGUUGCGAAGACCACGAUUGUUCCACCGAUUGGUCUCUAUACAAGCACAUCGACCUCUCCAAGGUAUCUGCUUUGAAUGAGGCAAGACCAGGAAGUGUUAAGUCAGUUUUUAAAGCUUGGGAGGAGCGUCUGAAUUCUUCUGGGGAACACUUGGAAAGCAAUGAGGGUGAUCCUGAGUUACUUGUUUUCAUUCCAUUUACUUCAGAUGUCAAAAUCAAAAGCAUAUCCAUAGUAGGCGGAGCUGAUGGGACAAGCCCUGCUAAAAUGAGAGCGUUUAUCAAUCGAGAUGGAAUUGACUUUUCAGAUGCACAAAGCAUGCAAGCCAUUCAGGAAUGGGAUUUGGCUGAGAAUAUGCAAGGAGUAUUGGAAUACCAGACAAGAUAUUCAAAAUUUCAAAGUGUGGGAAAUAUUACGCUGCACUUUCCUGACAAUUUUGGAGCCGAUACAAGCAAAAUCCACUAUAUUGGCCUUAAAGGCGAAGCCACUCAGUUAAAAAGGGAUGUGGUUGCAACUAUUGUUUAUGAGGUUAUGCCAAAUCCUUCUGAUCACAAGACGCGUGCUGAAACUGGUGGUGGUUUUUCGCAUGUCGAAUAAGCACGGCUAAUUGGCUAUGGUGUUAUUUACUCACAGGAUAACCAUCUGAAAUCAACUAGCUUACCCCCAUCAUAUUUUCUCCUUUCUUGGGACAAAAGAGUACAGUUGGAUAAUUACAAUCUAAGUUGAAGAAAUAACUUUGAUAUAUACAUUUCAUGAGAUUCUGUGACACAGACUUGUUGAUCUGGAUGAUGGAAUGUAGGAUAGUACAAAUCCUACACAUCAUGAAGAAUAUGGCCUUUCGGCAAAAAGCUAAGGAAAAAGGUUGGAAUAUGAAUUUCAAUUUUAUGUAA